AUUGUCACCGUUGAUGUUAAAGUCUCAUAGUUCAUCCAGUGUGCAACUGUUCCCCUCCUGCAUUGAAUAUCCAACGCACAGUCCUCCAAUCCGUUCCUCAUUUCAAACUCAUACAUAAUCGCAGACAUGGCGCAACCAAUCGACAACGUCGCCGCCAAACGCAUCUCCUACUUCACCCCAGCCCAGGAGCCCGCCUCAGGCAGCGCCUUCACAGACACAAACAGAUCGAUCCCCAAACUCUUCACUCCCCUCACCAUCCGCGGCACCACCUUUCAAAACCGCCUAUUCGUCCCGCCCCUAUGUCAAUAUUCAGCACAAAACGGCUACGCCAACGACUGGCACCUAACCCACAUCGGCGGCAUCGUACAGCGCGGCCCGGGGCUGACAAUCAUGGAAGCCACCGCCGUCCAACCCGAAGGCCGCAUCACGCCGCACGAUCUCGGUCUCUGGGAAGACGGCCAAAUCGCGCCCUUGAAGCGGAUUACCGAAUUUGCUCACGGCCAGAACCAGAAGAUUGGUAUCCAGCUUGCGCAUGCAGGACGCAAGGCGACCACUGUUGCGCCUUGGCUUCACGCUAAUGCCGUUGCGGUGAAGGAGGUGGGUGGCUGGCCUGACGAGGUCUACGGCCCGUCUGCGAUUGCGUUUAGCGAGAACAACCCAACGCCCAAGGCUAUGACGCUGGAGCAGAUUAAACAGCUUAAGACGGCGUUUGUGGACGCGACGAAGAGGGCGAUCCAGGCUGGGUUCGAUGUCAUUGAGAUUCAUUCCGCGCACGGGUACUUGCUUCACGAGUUCUUGACUCCUGUUAGCAACACACGGAUCGAUAAAUAUGGAAAUAGUUUCGAGAACCGCACAAGGCUCUUGAUUGAGGUCGUGGAGCGAGUUAGGGAGGUUAUCCCUGAAGAUAUGCCGCUAUUCGUGCGCAUUAGCGGUACGGAUUGGUUCGAGUUUGCUGAGGCGAACGAGUUCCCGGAGACUUGGACCGUGGCCGACUCGUGCAAGUUGGCACCUAUCUUAGCAGAAAAAGGGGUGGAUCUGAUCGAUGUCAGUUCGGGUGGUGCACAUCCGAAGGCGCUUGUCAACCUCAAUGGCGGACAGGCGUACCAGGCACCCUUUGCCAAGGCUGUCAAGAAGGCUGUUGGGAAUAAGAUGCAUGUCUCGACCGUGGGGGGCAUCACCAGUGGUACGCUGGCUGAGGAGCUGCUGCAGGCGGGGUUGGAUGUGGUUAUGUCGGGUCGCUCGUUCCAGAAGAACCCGGGCUUGGUUUAUGCCUUUGCUGAUGACCUCGGCACAGAAGUCAAGAUGGCUAACCAGAUUGGUUGGGGGUUUGGUGGUCGUGGUGUGAGGAAGGUAAACACGAGUACAUAAGUAUAGGACUGGCAUGAAUAAUUUUGCAUAGUAUAGGGUUUUAGUUAGACUAGAGUCACAAGAAAUUACAUCAACUAGAGCAGUUUUAUAGAGUACUAGUAGCCUUAUUCAUACACGCGGGUCG
Messenger RNA from Pseudomassariella vexata, 1492 nucleotides. RefSeq lists its product as uncharacterized. The record is from RefSeq and is a predicted model, not a curated record. NCBI's taxonomy places the organism in Eukaryota, Fungi, Ascomycota, Sordariomycetes, Amphisphaeriales, Pseudomassariaceae. Bases 127 to 1368 code for a protein of 413 amino acids. Gene Ontology annotation, cellular component: intracellular anatomical structure. The transcript has a single exon. Gene Ontology annotation, molecular function: NADP binding; FMN binding; NADPH dehydrogenase activity.